Anolis carolinensis (green anole) is the source of this 17719-nucleotide messenger RNA. It is a transcript of the gene bach1, whose product is annotated as BTB domain and CNC homolog 1. Gene Ontology annotation, molecular function: RNA polymerase II cis-regulatory region sequence-specific DNA binding; protein binding; DNA-binding transcription factor activity, RNA polymerase II-specific. The transcript is spliced from 4 exons. Bases 12668 to 14950 code for a protein of 760 amino acids. Lineage: Eukaryota; Metazoa; Chordata; Lepidosauria; Squamata; Anolidae. Gene Ontology annotation, biological process: regulation of transcription by RNA polymerase II. The record is from RefSeq and is a predicted model, not a curated record.
CUCUUAGGACUGGUGUAUAAUUUUGUGCCAACUGGAAAAGUUUAUGCCAAAUAACACUUAAGGUGACAUAAGACUAAUUGCUGAUCAUUGGUUCUGAAAUGACUUUUGUGAGAAGCAGAUGUUGUUGUGGUAAACUUGCCCAAGUGGUAGUUCAAACUAUUUUACAAAAAUGAGAUCUUGCUUAUGUCCUUAUGCUUAUAUUUCAUUGAGAUCUGUUAUGGCAUAAUUAACAGCACUAAUCGUAUGGAGCUUUAAAGGGUUUUUUUCCCACAAGGUUGUAAGUUCAUGAGGAAAAAUGGCAAGAUAACCUCAUAAGCAAUACAUCGUGCCCUUUUCCCUCAUUGUGCCUUCUCUAUUUUUCUGGCUGGAGUGACAGAAAAUUCUAGCUCUGUCAAAAUAGCUAAAUAAUCAACUGAAUUUCCAAUCCCUUACUCCCUUGAUGUGAACUUUUGCCUCUCCGGAUGCUGCUAAAUAAUACUGCAGGCUAAACUUGUUCCAUUUCAAGGCAAGUGGAUAAAAUUGGAAAUAAAACUUGCUAAUUUAAAAUCCGAUGAAACAAAACAUUAGGCCUGUCUAAUUCAUAGGCAGAAUUAAAAUGGAAAGGUUUUGUAGUAAAGGAUACCAUUUGACUGCUGUAUGCGUUUUUUUUGUUGUUGCUGCUAUAAUGGUAACUUUAUUGGGAUUAUUAUUACGUACUGUUGUGUGAUUUUUGGGGCAUAGUCUAAUAUACAAAGUGCUGGUUGUUACCUAUAAAGCCCAAAACGGUUCAGGUCCAGGCUAUUUGUCAAAUAGCACCCCCCAUAAAGACCAUCUCGUGCACUUUGGUCAGCCGAAGAGGCCCUGCUCUCUUUCUCAACCCCAUCACAAGUGUGGUUGGUGGGAACAGAGGGGAGGGGGCCUUCUCCAUGAUCGCCUCUCACCUCUGGAACUCCCCCCUGAAGGAAAUAAAAAUGCCCCCUUCCUCUCUUUCAAAAAACAGUUUAAAACAUAUGGAACAUGUAGAGAGGAGGAAGAUUAACUUAACUGUCACCUUAUAUGUGCUAAGGUCCAUGUUGAAUUAAUGCCGGAUACCCUCUGCAGUUUGGUCAUUUUAAUGGGUACGGUUAUACACUGUGUGCAAUAAUGUUCUUACUGGUUUAACUGUUAUUUCAAAAUUUAUUGUUACUAUGUUAAUUUGAAAUUUUAUUGCAUUAAGUAUAUUAUUAUUAUUAUUCAUUUUUUGAAAUUAAGUGAUGUCAUUGUGGCAUUGAAUGUUUGCUGUUUUAUAUACUGUAUAUGUAAACUAGCCUGAGUCCCUCUGGGGAAAGAGGACGGUCUAGAAAUAAAGUUGAUUAUUGUUAUUAUUAUUAUUAUUAUUAUUAUUAUUAUAUAAAAAGCAAGGCAAGGUGUGUAAUGCCUAGUUCUUCCUCAUUGGGACACACAUUGUGUCUUAUAGAGCAUACAGUAUAUAUUAAACCCUGAUCUGAUACACUUCUAUUGUUUUCCUCUAUAAAGCCCAUUAAAUUUAUUAGAACAUAUUUGCUUGCCAUCAGUGAGUAGGUUUUUAAAUCCAGCAGAAGAUUUGGGGUCUGAAAGUUCUGAGCAUUUCUGAAAGACUCAGAUAUAAGGAUCAAGGUGCUUUGGGAACGUCUAUCAGGUUCAUGAAAAAUAGAUAUAUAGAUAGAGAUUAGUGUGUACACUUUGGAAGUGCUUAGGCUAUUACUAAAAGUUCAGUGUAGCUUGGUGAUGAGUAUCAAGGCUAGCCAAAAUUCACGAAUCCUUGAACGUAAACAAGCAUAAGCUGAACUUUUGGAAGUCAAAACCUGGCUUGAAGAUGGCUUGAAAAUAAAAGCCAGUGUAAGUAAAGGGCGAGAUAUUUUUGUGUAAGCAUAUGUAGGACUGGGCUGUUAGGACAGUAGGUCUCCAAAGCCUUGGUUGAAUAGUUUGAGAAAAGGGGACCAUUAAAGUGUUAAAGGAAAAGAUUUCUUGAAAGUCUGAUACUAUGAAGUUUUUGAAAUAUUCCUCCCUGCCAGUUAUUGACAUAAAGUUGUGUACAGAUCACCAUUCCCUUAUCAGUAAAAUUUGAGUCUGGAAAAAAAUAACUACAUGAUGAUGUGUGGAUUUGUUUAAGAGGAAGAAAGUGUCAGUGUUAUCAUACUCUGUUUCUGUGCUAAUGCCAGUACUGUAGUGGAGUAAUACAGUACUUGUGUGUUUUUACUGUUAGAAGUGUAAAGCAACUGCAUGUGAGGAUCUCCAUACUUCAACUUGGCAUCUGUUCUAGGUGAUGGGGUACUUCAUGGUGAAAGUUUUGGAUGUGGAGGUGAGGAAGGAAAAGUUCAAGAAGUUUGAGAAGCUAUAAUGAAAAAAACCUGCAGCUCAAGUCCUAAGCAUAUUCGCCUGGUCAGAGACAAAAUGAAUUAUAUCCUAGUUAAUAUGUUGUCUUUUGAACCCUCAAAAUAUGAUGGGAUUUUUUAUGACAAUCUGUAGUUAUUUAUUUUCAUUUUAACUCGUAGAAACUUUCCAUUUACUGUUUCUGCACCAAAAUUACUAUAUUCAAAUGCAUUCUGUACAGUCCAAAAAUAAAAAAAUCAGUAGGAAAGCAGACAGGUCAGUUAAAAAUGAGAAGCAUUCUCAACUUCCAAGCUACAGUCAGCCCUCCACAUUUGAGAGUUUGACUUUCGCUGAUUUGAUUCAGACAUUUUUUUUUUUAGGAAUCUUUAGGUCUUCCAGUGCAUUUCUAUCAAUUUCCAGUGAAAGUUGAUCAUGGAGUUCAGUAAAAAUUGACCAUAGAGUUGUCCUGGAGAACCUAAAGAUUCCUAGGCAGAUGCUCUCUCAGAAAAAAAAAUGUUAUAUAAAAAAGUUUUUCCAUUUUUGCAGGGAUCCUGUGCAACUAAUUCCAGAGAAUGGGAAGGGCUGACUGUAAUGCAAUCCCAUCCAUGUUUACUUAAAAGUCCUGAGUUUAUUUAGUUAAAAUUAUAACCAGCCUUUUUUUCAGUGAACACAAAGCUGCAUGCAUGACUUUUCACCUCAUUGUUUUCAGAACAGUCCUGUGAGUUAGGUCAGGCUAAGAGAGUAGAACUGUUCAUAAACUAAUGAAGCGUGGGGCAGGGAGGGCCUGGAUCUCCCAAGUCCCCAGCCAUUGGUAUGAACUACUACAACUUAAUUUUACUGAAUAAUGCAUUUCUGCCCUUCAUUUUCAUACAGUAAUGCUAAUGUCUGGUUCUUAAAGGCAACCUGAAAGUAUGUUACUAGGAACAGCCAAAAAAAUUACAUUUAGAACUAGCAGGCUCGAAUGCAGUACAGUGUUCCAUCACUUAUCGCUGGGGUUAGGUUCCAGGACCACCCGCAAUAAGUGAAAAUCCGUGAAGUAGGGACACUAUAUUUCUUUUAAUAUUUAUACAUUAUUUUAGUAGUUAUACACUAUUUUAAGUCUUUAUAAACCAAUUAUGUGUUGAUAAAUCGCCUCCUCCUCCCGUUGCCGCUUGGGCUCCUUUUCUCUCCCUUCAGCUUCUCCUUCCUCCCUUUCUUAGGCUGUACAUUGUAAUUUUUUAUGAUUUAUAAUAGUGUUUUAGAGUUUAUUGAAAAACCGUGAAAUAGCGAAUCCACGAAAAGUGAACCGCAAAGUAGUGAGGGAACACUGUAUUGUAUUUCAGCAAAUUUAGUGCACUGAGAUGUACAAGACUGUAGCCACUGUAUAUCAGAAGACUGGAUUGCAAGAUCCUUUUUUGUAUUAAGAAUUAAUAAUUCUUAAGAUAUUGGUUCUGCAAGAUUUGUGUUGUAAUUGAGAUAAUCUCUUUGAGCUAAGUAGUUAUCAACACUUUGAAUAAGAAACAUAAGAGUAAGAGCGCUGUUGAUAUGAAGAGUAAUCUUCAGAAGAUGAAAUUGAUGGUAUUAGAGUUAUACAUAUGAUCACAUUAUCACUAAGCAUAGUUUGAACUGCCUAACAUAAAAAGAUAUCUCGUAUGUCUGGGAUGAGGCUGUAGUUAUUUGAUUUAAUAGUAUUAAUUCGCUUUCACAGUUGAAAAGUUCAAAUCCUCGUCUUAUUAUUAGGAUGUUGGAAAUGCAUUUAUAUAUGAUUUCUGCUUUUAAAACUGUAGUGUGGGAAAUGUUUCUACAUGGAAAUAUAUAUAUUUUUAGACAGUCAUAAAUAGGUUGUGUCCCAAUUAAAUAAAAGUAGACUGAGGAUAUGAUUGAUCCCAGGUUUCCUGGGUAUAUUUCAUCCCUUAUAUCUAUAUUCCCCACCCAAAAAUUAUAUAUUCACAUUGUGAAUAUAUUGAGGAUAACCAUUUACUUUUUUGGCUGAAUGUAUGACUUCAGUUUAUCAUAUUUUAAAAAUAUAUAAAUUGACCUAUGCUUUGCCUCUGAGAAGAAACCUGAUUCAAGAUAUAAUAUUUGUGUGGUCCUCCAUAUGUUCUUGGAUUACAACUUCCAACAGUCUGGGAAAUGAUGAGGAUUGCCCGAAUUUGCAUUUUUGGAGGGUUAUGCAAUUCCUGCCUGUGUUACACCGGCUUGACAAUAGAUCAAAAUAUUCUAGAAUUCAAAAUAUAGAAAUUGUAUUUUCCAUGAUAUAGUUGUUUCUUCCAUCAAGAUGCAUUUAAAAUUUCCUUUCAUACAAGAGAGAGGAAAAAGUAGCUCUAAAAUAUUAUUAUUAUUACUUCACAAUGUUUAUCAUAUUUAACCAGAUGCUUUUGAAUUGUCAAGACCGAAACUGAUCUGAAAAUCUAAUAAAAAGGUGCCCAAGUUACUAAUAGUGACAUACUAGGCGGCUACAAAAGCCAAGCAUUCUUUUCUCUGUAAAAUGCUGUUUCAUGCCAUGUCAGCAUAACAUAAUGAAUCAGCAGCUCUUAUCUACUGCAAGCAUUCAUCUGCAACAUCUGUCUUCCUGCAUAAAAUGAAAGGUGGUUAAAGUGGGAUUGGAUAGGCAAUGGUCAUUUAAAAGGCCACUGUGACUUAUUUAUUUGCACCUUUACACAUGCAGUUUUCCUUAAUAAAAAAACCCAAUAUUGUCCACGUUUUGGCCAAAGUACAGAGAGGAAAAUAUUUUAGAUUUUAUAGGUUGUUAACUGUUCUGUAGAUACUGCUUAUCAGUAGACACCGGAUAACAACAUUUUCUAGUACUUCAGAAAGAAUUGCAAUUUGAAGUGAUAUUCUUUUUCCUGGACAAUAAUAUAUUACAUACUGUCACAUCCAAACCUCCAGUUGCACUCACAGGCCUUUGGUCACAUAGAAAUAUAAAAACCAACAUACUGUAUAAUCAACUGUUGUGACUAUUCUGGUUUUCCUAAUGUAAUUAGAUUUACUAUUUAGGCUGUGGAAAGGGAAAUACUAUGGAAGAUCUCUUAGAUGCUUAAGAAUGUUCUGAGGAAUCAGUUUUCAGUUGUUUUGUUUGAUUUAACUCCAUGAUUUUCCGUGGGAAGUCUCAACACAGCUAGCCAAAGAAUCUUUGAAGAUUUAUGUUCUGAGUCUAAAGAAUGAAUAUCUACAUGCUCAUUUUUAAAAUGAUUUUUACAUUGCCACUGUAUACCAUAGGAUGACACUGCAUGUUAUCUACACUGUUGGAAGGGCCGGGAACUGAUCUGAUAUUUAUAGAUUUUCAAGGGAUAUCUGUUCAAGAUUUCAGAAAGCUGGCAGUUGAGGGGCUUUAUCCAUUUAGUAUGAAACAAACACUUCUCCUUGAAUUGAUAUUUUGCUUUAAAAAGCAAAAUCAGUAGCUAUGCCAUUUUGUGGUGGUUUGAUUCUGCUUUGCAACGCUAAGAGCUCAGGUUUUGUCUCUUUAAUUACCAUCUUCACUAUUCAUAUCAAACUUGCCAUAAAAAUGAUUAAUACAACAAUAAGAAAACCUUUUGCUCGUUUUGUUUCAAUUGUCAAAACUUUUUUCUGAGGACACAGAGAAUCAACAGUCUAUCAUAAAAAUAUACAUGCUGUGAGACAUUGUAUGGUUAUUUUUAUUCGGUUACUUUGCUGUCAGAUCUUGCAUUUUGGUCUCAAAAACUCCAGUCAUGGAACACUAAUUUGAUUAAUCUUUCUUAGCCUUCUGUUUGAUUUUAUGUGUGUGUUUCUGAGUGUAUGUGCAUACCCAUGUGUACCUCCAAGUCACCUAUCAGUGUAUGGUGACAUGAAUUUCAUAGAGUUUUCUUAUGCAAGAAAUACAGAUGUUUUACCAUUGGCUUCCUCAGUUCUAAUUUUUAUGUGUGCUAUGUGCCUUCAAGCCACAUGCCAAGUUAUUAUGACCUAAUGAAUUCUAUAAGGUUUUUAUAGGCAAAACACACUGAUAGGUGAUGUUUGUCAGUUCUCUUAUCUAAAGUACAGCCAACAGCACUUAAUAUUUGUUGUGUGUGUUGAAUCUGUUGUGUGCGUUUGUAUGUGCAUGUGUGCAUAUGCAUGCCUUCAGGUCACCUGUUGAUUUAUGGUGAUCUCAUGAAUUUCAUAGAGUUUUCUUAAGCAACAAAUGCUCAGAUAGGGGUUCACUAGUUCUUUCAUAUGAAAUAUAACUUAGAACACCUAACAUUUAUUGGUGGUCUCCCAUCUAAUUAUUAAUCAGAACUGAUUUGCUUGGUUUCCAAGGUCAGGCAGGAAUAGGAUCUAUUCAUUGAGUAUACCAUGUUUUAAUCUCCUGUGACCUGUAAAUAUUUUUUUAAAGUGAUAUAAAAAGCCUCCUUAUGAUUUGAAGUUCAUGGAAAACACUUAGGAUAAAGGGCAUUUCUUGUAUAGUAGGCAACCAUUAUCAUGGCAACCAGACAAUGUUUUUCUUGAUGGUGCUGCCCUUUGCUGCCUUUUGAUAUGAUAUCUUAAAGACUUUACAUUGCUGUUUAUGUAGGGGGUUAAAAAGUUUUGUGUUGUGAAAGCCCAAAUGGCAAUAUUUGGUGAAAACCAUAAUUUACAAUGUAGAGGCAUGGUCUGAUAUUUUGAUGUGAAUUUUGUUCUCAUUUGAUUAAUCUGGAGUACAUCUGCUUUACACAGUUAAUAGUUUAAUAACACUUUAAUUGUCAUGGCUCCUCUUUUGUGAGAAUUUUAAAGAACUCCAGUGGUCAUUUCUUAAUUGCUGUAUAUCUUGUAUAUAAGUUUAGGAUUUUGGUCAAUAAAGUGAUUAAAAAUGGGCUGAUUAAGACUGGUCAGUGAGAGAACUGUACUUUAACUCUUAUCAAAAAAGGAGGCAAUGACUCUAUAGUAAACCCCCCUCUGUGUUUCCCCUCUGGAGGCGCACCAAUGGAGAGAACUAGGUUGAAGUACCUGGCCCACAUACAGAGCCAUAAUGAAAAGAGAAGGAAAGAAACUAAAGAUAAAGUCGCAAGAGGAAUUGAAAAUAAAAUUCAAAAACUUGACCUGGCUCCAAUAUUACCAACUAAAAGAGUAUUAUAAUAAAGACAAAAUCCAGGGUUUCAAAGACAAAGUAACAUCAUGGGACGAACUGCUCCCCAAGGGAAAAAAGACAAUUGCAAAGACAUAUAAAAUUCUAUUACAAUGGAGCACAGAAAAGGAACAAAUAAAAGAGUGCAUGACAAAAUGGGCAAGGGAUUUAGGAAGGACCAUUUUAUUAGAAGAAUGGGAAAUAAUAUGGGAAAAUAAGUUAAACUACACAUAUGCCUACGACCUGAAAGAAAAUUGGAUAAAAAUGUUCUACCAGUGACACAUGACUCCGAAAAAGAUAUCGAAAUUAGCUAAAGACCAGAAUAGCAAAUAUUGAAAGUGUGGAAAAUGUGAAAGGUCGUACCUACACAUGUGGUGGACUUGCAAGAAAGUAAAACCCUAUUGGAGAGAGAUACAUGAUAAAUGUCAGAAAAUAUUAAAAACUAAAAUUCCAUUACUACCAGAAUACUUCCUAUUGGGUAUGACCAAUACCCAAUGGGGGAAUAACAAAGACAAAAUAUUUACGUACUUAACGACAGCUGCUAGAAUUGUGUUUGCCAGGCAAUGGAAACAGAAAUCAAUACCAGGAAAGGAGGAAUGGAUAAUGAAAAUACUAGAUAUAAUGAACAUGGAUCAAUUAACCCUUCUACUAUCAAAAAUACUAAACAAACCGAAGACGACAAACUGGAUGCCGGUAAAAGAUUGGAUGAAGAAGGAAAAAAUUAGAAUACUGAUAUAACCCCCAUCAACAGAUUGUGACAAGUCUACAGGAGAUGACAAAAGAAGUUAAGAAGGAAAACAACGGAAGUAAAUACUAAUUGAUAAGGCAACAUUAUAGAGAAGAAUGGAAAUCUAGGAACAACCCCCUGUCUUUCCUUCCCUUUUUCGUCGUCCUGCCCCCUUACCUACCCCACCCCUCCCCCUCCCUUUGCCCUUCCAGCUUUCUCCUUUUCCCUAUGUCCCUUAGUUCACCGAAGGUGGCUUUUUACCUCAUUAUUGUAAAAGUCAAUAAACUUUAAAAAAAAAAAAAAGAAGGCACCCCCUUCUCUAAGUAGAGAAAAGCAAGAGCUCAGUCCCCCAAUUCACUAAUUUUAAUGUUUAUGUUGUAAAUUGUUAUGUCUCCCCAGUGGGAGUAGUAUUAUUUAGUGAUGUAUGAAAAUGUCCCAUAUCCAAAAUAGUGUUGUUCAUAUGUGAAGAAUAGAUUGUGUUCUAAAUAAACUCCAGACCAAAAAGCACAAGCUGUGAUAAAAGUAAAAUACAAGCAUACUAAAUUAAGCAAAACAUACCCCCUUAUUUUGUGGGAUAUGUCCAGAGUGUUCUGGUGUUUUCCCGAUUUCUCCUAAACAGCCCAAUCUGUGACAAUCAGAGCUAAAAAUUACAGUUUGAAGCACUUUGCUAAAAUAACCACAGAUAGCAUGGAAUCUGUAUCAAAUUAGGUGGAGUAAUGGCAAAAAUGAAUAAGUAUAGAGGGAUAACUUUUGCUGAUAGUAGAAAAAAUGAACCCAGGGGACUCAAAUCUUCUAUUUGAGUGCUUGGGGGUUAAACAACAUUUGAAAUUGUAGUAGUCUCUAAAGGAAAAUUAUUUCCAAAGUUGGCAAUAGCAUGUGUCCAGAACUUGUAAUGAUAUGUUUUGCUCUUACUUUUGAUUACAACUCAUAAUGAAUAAUUUUAGGGACCAUCCAUUUGAAUGAGUAUUCAUUCUGUUGCUUAACAGAGCUGUUUAAGGUUCAUGUUACAUUUCUACAGACUCGCUUAGGCAACACAGUUGCACAAUUUGUCCUUCAUCAGCAAAAUUUAUUGAUCUGGGAUGAUGUACAAGGAAGAAAUGGCUCAGCUUGACUAAAAUUCUUGUUUAGCUUCCUCCUGUGCUUGGGCUGCAAAUCUAGCAUGCAAAUAGAUUAUAUGUAAUAGAGGGAAGUGAUAAGAAAAACAUGCUUUUUAAAAUUAUGAUGUUUAAAAGAGCUGAAAUUAAGAAUGUCAAGCAGUGGUUGGAGAGAGGGAGGCACAUAUGUUUGCCACUCCUGGCUUUCAUGUUAACUAGAUAGAUACUAAAAGUUUGACACCUAGUUGUGUGCAAUGAGAUACUAGACAUUAUGGCUCAGUUCAUGGUGUUUCCUUAUCCACACCUAUUUUAAAGCACACACCCCUUGCAGAUUUUAUUAACUAACUCAGAGUUGUACAUAAGCUGCUUAGCUAUUUGUGCACAGAAGUAGAUUUGUACUGCAAUAAGGAAGAAUGUAAAAGAACUGUUUUACUUGACAAAACGCUAUUAGUGCUGUAGAUGAAAUCCCUUUAGAACUUCUUGAAUAUAAAGGCAGCAAAUAUUGAUAUUAGACAAGGUUAUGUAAGGCAAAUAUAGUAUGCAUGAGUGAGGGGUUAUGAAAAUUAAUACAACUUUGGUAAGCAAGUUUAAAGAAACUUGGGAUAUAUAUAUUGUUGUGUUCAAAAUAUUCUAAGAUUUGAAAUAAGCACAUGUGGUGCUGUCCUUUUACUUGAUUUAUUAACAAAGAGAAUAUGCCUCAUACCUGAAUAGAAAAUAUUGUUGCUUUAAAAAGAGAAUUAAAUAAUCAAUUUCAAUUAAUUUAGGGCUUUUUUGUUCUAAAAAACCUGUUGCUUUUAUUUCAAACUUCAAAUGCCAUUGAAUAAAUGCCCAAGAGGAGGCAUUGCAGUUAUUGCCAUGUCCUUUCAAUCAUGGGCAUUCAAGCUGUAAAUAAUUAUUUUAUUUUUAGUAAUUUCUUUUGGACCCAUUCCUUAUAUGUGUAAUAAAUUCAGCAAAAUUAAGUUGAAAGAGGCAAACAUUUCCUCAUGGCUGCUUAAAGAUUAGCUGUUAAUGGCAGUACAGAAAUAUGGUCUUUUCAGUGUUUCAGGGAAAAGAGAGAGAAUUUUCCAGUGCCAGCCAUUUAGGAUAUCUUGAUACUUGCCAUUCAGGUUUGUAUCAUAAAUAGAACAAGCCAAACAGCAUUCCUGAAAUAUUGUAAAAUCUGUAAGCAUCUGGGGUGGUGAUGGGAUAGACCUCACACAGUCUAGAUGUUGAUUCAGCACUUGGGAUUAUGUCCAAACAGUAAAGAGAAGGCAGAGGAAAGGCUGAAACAUGGGUGUCAGUGGUAGUUAAUGACCUCAGUCUGUCAGGAGGUAAAGGCUAUCUGUUGCACCAGUUUAAAUCUAUGAAAAGUACUUAAAGGUGGCCCGCAUAGAUCAUGUUGCAGUAAUGUCGCCCUGUGUUACAAAGAUAUGGAGGGAGGUUAAUAGAGAGAUGGUGCCUGUCCUCUUAAUCUAGUACAGAUGUGGACAGAUUCUUUUGGCAUCAGCGCAGAAGGGCUGAAAAUUCUGUUGCUCAAGCUAGUGAUGGGCAAAAUAGAAAGUAAUACAGAGCUAAUUAGAAGCCUUUUUGACGUUGGAUUUAUGAAGCUUCUGUCAUAGCCAAAAGAAAUUCAAUAUGGAAUUUUAAUAUGUAUCUUCUGUAGUUUAGUACUUCCUUUUUUCAAUUUCUUUAGUGAAUGUCUUGUCAAUAUGAAGAGUUUUGUGUUUGGAAUUUGUGAUGAUUUUUAAAAAGUAAGUAUAUAACAGGCAUCUUUAAGAAUUGGAGAAGUACUUGUAUGGACAGGAGAUUACUUUUCUCCUGAUUUUACGAACAGAACCAGGUCCAUUAGCAAAUGUCCCCUUUCGGACUUCUUCUCUUCUACCUCCCAAACCUGUUGGCUUUCUGAUCUUCUUGUUCCUGCCUCAUUUGUACUAGCUGGUGUCUGUUUAAUUGCUCAUACAACUGAUUGCCCUGUAUGCUCAGGGAAUUCAUACGACGGUUGCUCAUGAGGAAGAUAAAAGUUUAGAGUUGUAUGAUCUUGUUCAGUAAAAUUGUUGCUUAUGUCUAUGUAAUUUAUAUCCUGCUUCUUCAAUUUAAAUUUAUGUUUCUGGGAUAGUUGACAAAGUAACCAAAAAUGAAGUAAAAAUAAAGAUUAUUUUUAAAUAAUUUAAAUAUAAAAAUAGAAAUAAAACACAUGAAUUAACAGAAUAAACUAAAAAAGCACAAAUGAAUCUCAAGGGAACUUAGCAGCCUCAAUAUAUGCCAUGUUCUUUGGUUGGUUAAAAAAACUGGUUAUGAAUAAGUGAUCAGAUCUUACAAUGGAGAGAUGAGUGCAUGGUGUCCCAAGGAAUCCUUAUUGGAAACAAUGUUUGUUCAUAAAUAAUCUGGAGUUGGGAGUGAGUAGAGAAUUUUUUUUGGUGACAGUAAAUUAUUUAUAGUAAUAGUAACAAAAACGGAGUGUGAAGAGCUCCAAAUGCGCCAACAAACUGGGAGACUGGGCAAGAAAAUAACAAAUUUGGUAGAGUCAAGUGUAAAAUGAUGCCUGUUGAACUAAAUUAAAUAUCUUGUUGGUCAAGAACAUUACUUUAGGAUUGUGGCUUGAGCUCCAUAAAGAUGGCAGCUCAAUGUGCAGUUGCUACAAAAGAAAGCAAAUUAAUUGUUGACAUAAUUGGAAAGAGAAUGAAAAAGAAAUAUGCUAUUACCAAUCUGUUUUUUUUUUUAAAUCAAUGGGUCUUGAAUCUUGUGUAUAAUUCUAGUUACUGGAUCCAAAAAGUAUAUUUUAGAGCAGAUUGUAGAAAAGGGCAUGGUUGAUCAAGGGACUGAAGUAACUUCUUUGUGAAAAAAUGUUGUUGAUUUUUAACUAUAGAAAAAAAUAAAGGGAGGCAUGAUGAAGAUUUAUAGAGUUAUACAUAAUGUGAAAAAAGAGAAAAAUGUCUCCCUUUGUCGUAAUAUACAGCAUCCACUGAGUGUGUGGGAUGCUGGAAUAUGUAGCUUUGUGAUUUAUGUAGAAUAUCUGCAUCGUUAAAUACCACUCCCAGGCUCCAUGGAAUGAUGCUAUGGCAAUUAAUGUGCUGUAACCGUGUUGUGUGAAAUUGCUCCUGAUUUGGUAAGGGUCCCCAGAACCACUGUGGAUACAGCAGACCCACUGUACUGUUAAUAAAAGAAUCUGUUUCACCUGAAACCCAGGCAAGACAAAUGGAAAGCAUGGGCUUUGCGGCCCUACCAGGGAUGCAAGCUUCACCCCAUGAUAGUGCUUUUUAAUCCCCUUUCUACUAUUUUGUGCUAACUGUUCUAGCUGUCCAUCUGUUGCAGCACAAAAACAAACACCCUGGACCAGCACAUGUUAAUGUAGAAACCUUCAUGAGGUAGACUCCUUUCCAUAUGAGUUUAAGCCAUAGUAAUUUUCCUAUUUUUUAAGGUACCAUAAGACUUUCUUUGAUUUUAUUAAGCAUUUUGAAACUUGUCUCUUGCAUUUAUGUCAGGUGUGACGGCUGGAAGCAUGUUUCCCUCUGAGAUCUUCAUCAACUGUUGUGAUACAGAAUGCCUUUAAGCGAAAAGAACAGUGUUGUUUUUGCUUUUGAAUCAUCAGUACACAGUUCCAAUGUCUUGCUGAGCCUUGACGAACAGAGAAAACAAGAUCUGCUUUGCGAUGUUACCAUCUUAGUGGAAGAUCAACGCUUUCGGGCCCAUCGCUCUGUUCUUGCAGCCUGCAGUGUCUAUUUUCGUUCAAGAAUUGUGGUUCAGUCGGAGCCAGUUCUUGUCAUUACUUUACCUGAAGAAAUCACACUGAAGGGAUUUGACCCUUUGCUUCAGUUUGCAUAUACUUCUAAACUUAUUUUGGACAAAGACAAUGUGGCUGAAGUAUGCAAGUGUGCAGAGUUCUUGGGAAUACAUGACAUUGAAGAAUCUUGCUUUCAGUUUCUCAAAUUCAAGUUUCUGGACAAUAAACCAGAUCGACUGGAAUACCAAAAAAGGAAAUGUUGUAAACAGCGUUGUCAGGAGUACUGUAAAACAGGUGCAGCAGAUUAUGGGGAUUUAGAAAUAGAUGAUGGAAAUACUUUGCAAAAUGAAUGCAUUCAGGACUCUCAGUUGAAGGCUUCCAAAACUGAACAAAUUGCAGAAGUGCCUCUUCUGCAAGAUAAUGUUAAUCAAACAUGUGAAUCUAUAUCAGAAAGGGGACUUGUUUUUGGUUUAGAGACCCAAUGCCCCAAAUAUAGGAAGUUUCAAAAAGCUUUAGGAACUGAUAAAGCCCCAGUUGUUGAGUCCAGUUCAAAUAUUAAAGAAAUUCAGGUAACAUCUGCUGCAGGUAUUCAUCAGACUGAUGCAAUUGCAGGUGGUGCUAUACAAAAACCCCUUGAAUGUGUAGCUGUGCAUCCAAAUUCAAAAUGUGCCAAUGCUCAGGUAAAAAUGGAAGAUGAUGGGAAAGAAGAGUUAUUGAAAGAAACAGUCCCUGUAUUUCAAAGCAUUGGCUCUACUUCAGAGAAAAUGGAUUGUGCUUUUGAUCCCCAUAAUUCUUCCACUGCCACUCAUGGAGCAUGUCCAGCUUCUUUUUUAAAUCCAUAUGAUCAAUAUUGUAUGCAGGGAGGCAUGCAGAGCAGCAGUUCAGAGGUAGCAGAAAAAAAUGGAAUUGUCCCCAGCAAUUUUGGGGAUUGCCAACCUGUUGGUGAAAGCAUUGAUGAGAGCUCACCUUUGAAAUCUCAAUUGUGUGAUAGAGAAAACAUGAAUAGUGCUUCACCUAACAACCGCAGCAGUGUGGAGAGGGAGAUAGCUGAACAACUAGCAAAAGGAUUUUGGAGUGAUGUUUACAGCACAGAUGCAGCCUGCCCAGUAAACCUUUCUCCUGCCUCCGUGAAAGAAUUUUCAGAGCAAGUCUGUUCUGAAAAGAAAACUGAGUGUCCUUGGUUAGGCAUCCAGAUCAGCGAUAGCCCUGAGCAUGGUCCUCCAAGAACUUUUGCAACUUUGAGCUCUGUCACUUGUCCUUUCAUCAGUAACCUCAGUAAUGAAAACAGUACUGAGACUAAUAGUGGUGAUUGUGUUUCGGAACCACAACCUGAACAAUGCCCUUAUCCCUGUGUGAUAAACUUGGAAGAAGACUCUGAAAGUGAUACUGAGGGCGAUAGUGAAUCCUGUUCUGCCAGAGAACAAGAAUGUGAGAUAAAGCUGCCAAUGAAUCCACAGAAGAUAAUUUCACUGUCUAGAAAUGACUUUCAGUCAUUUCUGAAAAUGCACAAGUUGACACCAGAAGAGCUGGAUUGUAUCCAUGAUAUUAGAAGACGGAGUAAAAAUAGAAUUGCAGCACAGCGCUGUCGUAAGCGAAAGUUAGAUUGCAUUCAAAACCUUGAAUCUGAAAUAGAGAAACUGCAAAAUGAAAAAGAGAACUUGCUGAAGGAGAACAAGCACAUCUUGUCGACGCUUGUGGAAACAAAGCAGAAUCUGACAGGACUUUGUAAACAAGUAUGCAGUGAAGCAGCCCUGAGCCCCGAGCAAAUACAGGUUCUUGCAAAAUAUUCUUCCUUGGAUUGCCCACUUUCAUUUUUUAUCCCAGAGAGGAAACAAACAGAGCCUUCUGAUACCAUGCCUGCGGUGCCACUGUGUGUUGAAUUAUCUGCUGGUCUCUCUGUUGCGUCUCCUAAUGAGCAGAGUUCCAGUUAUCAGCAUGUAAAAGGAGUGUCCGAUGCAGGAUAUGAUCAAGCGCAAGAAUUAUGUCCACUUCCAGUAAGGAUAGCUGACAAAACCUUGUGUUUAGAACAGUGUGUGCAAAGUAGUAGUGGUAUAACAGAUUUUUGUCAACAGAUGACUGACAAAUGCACUACAGAUGAAUAAUCUUUUUGUCCAACUCAACCUAGCAGGAUUGAAGCACUGGCCAUUAAGUAGAAAGGUAGACUUUUCCAUAUAGCUAUAUUAAUUUGUUUUUAAUUAUGCAUCCCCUUUCACAUCUAAAUGUACCUACUUUAUUUUAAGGAGAUAUAUCAAAAUCCAUAUUGCGGUAAUACUUUUAUUAGGCCAAAAUGCUAUCUUAGUUUUACAACAUGCCUUAUCAGAAGCAAAAGGGAAUUCCUGAAGUUUUAGAUACUUUCACCUGCCAAUGCAUUAAAUAAACCUUUCACAUAUUUAAUUCUCUUAGAACUCUUGAGUUCAGUGUGUAAAAACAAAGAAAUAUGGUAAAAACUCGGAUUUUGGAAAUGUGAGGUCAUCGCAGUUGUGGAGUUCUAUUUCCAGAAGGUACCAAAUCCAUCUGAACUAAUUUUACAGGAAUUGAAAAAAUCAUGCUGAGGAUAUGCAUUCUUUUGCUAUAAAAUGCAAUUUUUCAAACUAGGUACCAAAGUGAUUUGAUACUUUUUGAUAGUUUUGAUCUGAACAUAAUCAUCUACUCCUAGCCAACAGUGUGCUGCCAUCUAUAACUCAUUAUUCAAUUUUUAUGGUUUUGGUAUCUUUUGGAAACAAGCUCCACAUUUGAGACCAUGCCAAUUCUUAACAGAUUUAUACCUUUCCAUUUCCAUAAUCAUGGAAAUGUGUACUUCCUGCUUCAAAUUUUAUAGACAGUUGUCAUACAGAGAAUUAAACUAAGUAAGUGUUUUUGAAGGUUCUCAAUUUUUACCAUUGAUAGUGGGACCAGUUCACCUAUAUUUGAAAACUGUUAUUUCAGAUUGAAACCUUUAUGAGUAAAUCUGUUUGUACUCAGUUUUCAAUGGGUUGUACUUCUUUUUUUCUUUUCUUUUUUUAGAAAUGAGCCACUUUGAUUUUUCAACAACUUUAGCUAUUAAAAUAAGCAAAUAGAUCAUUUUACUGUUGACUGCUCUGCAUUGUAGUAAUUACAGAAAAUCCAUACUAACAACUGUUCUUAACAACAGAAGCUUUAUCUACUGAACCUCAAAACACUUAUGCUGGUUUACAGACUGUAAAAGCCAAUGGAAUUCUUCACUUCCUACCUCAGUACAGACAUCAGUUUUAUAUCUGUGUUUGGAAUAUGAUCUUCUUUCUGUAAUUGUUUACUUUGCAGAAGUUUAGAAUAGUGAAUCUCCUAUCUCCUCUAAAAUGCAAAAAUACUGAUUUAGUUAAAAAUGAUUACGUUUCUAUAAAAAUAAACUUACAUUUAGAAAAUGUAAUGUAAACAUACAUGACAAACAAACACAUCUUCUGAACAGUACUUUUAAUAACCAGCACGUAUUACAAAAACCUACACUACCUCAUAGAGUGAUUUCAAAAUCAUUCACAAAUUAGCAUUAAGAAUUUACAGUGUACAGACCUUUGACUUCAUUGUGGAAGUUCCUUUCUAAGUUCAUUUUGUUUCUUCUACUUAUGUUCAUUUUUGUGAUAAUUUGGGGAAUGAUUCUUAAUACAGAUUUUGGUGACUUUUUUCUUUUUCUUUUCUUCUUUUUCCUUGUUUGGUGUUGUGUGCAUUUAGCAAGGACACAUACCAUUUUUUCUUCUAGGAAUUAGUACUUUUACUUCCUAUUUCUCCACCCUGUUCUUUUUGGACAAAUCAGUUUGCAGUGCCAAUUUAUUCAUCAGCAUCUGAAGGGCCACAGUUUCUCUACUCCUUUUCUGUAUCCUGAGUUUACUUUUUAUUUUGAAAGGUUGCAAUAUUGACAUAAUUGCUUAUGAAAAUCAUAGGUAUCAACACUGUGCAUUCUGAACUAUGUCUCCAGAAACUGGAUUUUCUGCCUAUGACAUGGGUGGGAGACAUUUGGUUCUCCAGAUGUUAUAGAAUGUAUCUCCCAUCCUUCUUCAUUGGCUGCUUUUAUUAGGGCUGAUGGGAGUUGCACUUCAACAAUAUCUGGAUGGCCAUGCAUUUGCCACCUCAUAUCUGUGGACUGGCUAGUGCUGAAGCUGAAAGGAACAGUAUUGAUUCAGUUUUUUGUUUCACAAAAUUAAACAAUAACACACAAGGAAGACUGGAUCACUGCCCAGGAAAAUAAUAAAAAGGAACCUUUCUUAAUAAAUAUAUUGCAUCUGAAUUGGAAUCCUCAUUUCAAUUCAAAUUCUUAUAGGAAUUGUUAAAUAUGCCUAGUUUCUAGAUUUGAUUGUGGGCAGUAGAAAUGAGGGUGGGGGGAAUUGAGGUGGCUUAGAUGCGUUCAGCUACCCCUUGGGAAGUUUGUACAGUGAUAUUUCAGAUUGCAUGUAAACACCGAAAAGAUAUAUUACCCGCUUGCAGAUAUUAAGAAUGGACAUUCAUGAAAAUUUUAAUAUACAAGAAUCUCAGGUAAAACUUCUGUUUUUCAAUUUCAACUAACAACAUUUGGUUUUGAGCAUAGACAAUAUUUGCAUCAAGGCAUGUAAAAGUUUUAUGUAUUUUAAACAGAACAUUAGAAGUCGUAACAUUAAAGCAGCAUAAAGAUUGUAAAAAAGAAAAAGACUCCCCUGCAUUAUUUACAAUUGAUUUUAUAUCUUUCAUAGUCCGGUGUUUUCUAAUGCAAUAAAAACCACUAUUCUUUCUUUUUUGUAAAAGUUUGGCAUUGUACAAUUGAUGCAUACCAUUUGAUUCAUUUAGUACUACUAAAGCUGAACUCUGGAAAUAACAUUAUUUAUACAGUUUAUAUAAUAUAUUAAAACAGCAAAUAUUACUGAAUUGGAAUAAAACUUCUAAAAGUA